Molecule: messenger RNA, 453 nt
Organism: Saprolegnia parasitica CBS 223.65
Lineage: Eukaryota; Oomycota; Saprolegniomycetes; Saprolegniales; Saprolegniaceae
Exons: 1
Coding region: 1-453 (150 amino acids)
Source: RefSeq, a predicted model, not a curated record
AUGGCGGACGAAGGGCGAGCAGAGGCAGCGGCCGACGACGACGGCAACGAAGGCGACAUUGACGACGAUUCAGACUUCGUCGGCGACGACGACGACGGCGUGGACGACGACGACGACGAAGACGACGUGGGCCGCCAUGUGGAGCGCGACGUGGCCGAGAACGUCGACGAGAUCGGCGGGUCGACCGUGGCCGAGAUGGAGCAGCGCCUCGCCCGGCACGCGAAACUCGGCGACGAAGGCGAUGGCUUUGAUGCCGAGUGGGCGGCCAACUACGUGGCCAAGGCGCGCCAGUGGAAGGCGACGCAUGGCACCGACAUUGACACCAACGUCCGCGGCGUCGCACCAUCGCCCGAGGUGGGCGGUCCCGUGCUGCCCGUACGUUGGCACCACGUGCUGAGCCUUAUCUUUCUCGGUCUCGCCAUUAGCGUCCAAGUGUACAUGGUCUUUGGCUAA